Zophobas morio is the source of this 1185-nucleotide messenger RNA. RefSeq names its product odorant receptor Or1-like. Gene Ontology annotation, molecular function: olfactory receptor activity; odorant binding. The record is from RefSeq and is a predicted model, not a curated record. Gene Ontology annotation, cellular component: plasma membrane. Lineage: Eukaryota; Metazoa; Arthropoda; Insecta; Coleoptera; Tenebrionidae. Gene Ontology annotation, biological process: detection of chemical stimulus involved in sensory perception of smell; sensory perception of smell. The transcript has 6 exons. The coding region runs from base 1 to 1185 and encodes 394 amino acids.
AUGCCCUCGAUCAUCCAACAAAGUUUUAGUGUGAGUUUACGAGCGAUGCGCUUCUUUUUUUUGUACCCUCCAGACAAACAUAAAACUUUGUAUCGUAUAUGUACACAUGUUAUGUAUUUUGUGUUCAUAGUACCGUUUCCUAGUCUGCAGUUUCUUAAUUUAGUUCUCCAAGAAAAUCUUGAUUUUAGCCAAAUCGCCGACAACGUUUUUCUGUUGGCUGAAAUAAUGUGCUUUUUGCCGAAAUUGUAUCCUUUUCUGGGCAACAGCGAACGCAUUAAAAAGUGCAUACAUUACUUCGAUGGUGCGUUUUUCGAAGUUGUGCGAACCGAGCACGAGGAGAUUCUCAAACAGUGUAUGAAGAUGUGUCGAGGUACCGCAAUUCUUUUUUUAGUGGCGGUGACCGGGGCGUAUAUUAGCUGGUCCACUAGACCCAUUUCGUGGAAAAAUCACAUCUUUCCGGUGGAUUUGUGGAUGCCUUAUGAUGUAAAAACCGCCCCAGUGACAUAUAUUGUUGGUACAUAUUUGUAUAUUUUGGCAGCGGCGGCUUAUGGUGCCUACACUAGUGGUGUAAUAGACCCGUUGAUAGCAGGACUUGCAUAUCAAGCUACCUCUCAAAUAAAAAUUCUGAAGCACAAGUUACAAUUUCUGAGUGAACAUAUCAUAGACGAAGUUGGAAAAAACACGAAAUUGGAUGCUAAAGGACUAAACAAAUUGAUGUUUGUUACAGAAUACGAACACUGUUUUUCUCAAAUGGCCUUUAGCCAGUUUGUAGCAGCCAUUAUUGUAAUUUGUGUUUCCUGUUUGCAGUUAACUUUGGUGGACCUUUUGAGUCUGGAUUGUUUAGCGAUGGUAAUGUACCUUAUCACUAUGCUGAGCGAAAUCUAUUUGUAUUGUUAUUUUGGCACCCUAUUAUAUGAAGAAAGUAAUACCAUUACGGAUGCCAUUUAUUUGGGUAAAUGGUACGAAUAUGACGUAAAAUGUCGCAAAGCUUUAAUUCUUCUAAUGGAACGAGCCAAAAAACCCAUGCUUGUUAAAUGUGGACACAAAAUUGUUGACAUGUCGUUGGAUACUUUCUCAAUGGCGGUUAUCAUCGUUAUCCUGAUUAAUUCAUCGGGGCAUGCCUCACAACGCCACAGAUUGAUUAAUUCAUCAGGGCAUGCCAUCACAACGCUACAGAUUGAUUAG